Ceratosolen solmsi marchali is the source of this 2917-nucleotide messenger RNA. RefSeq names its product RNA-binding protein 4F. The record is from RefSeq and is a predicted model, not a curated record. Gene Ontology annotation, biological process: RNA processing. NCBI's taxonomy places the organism in Eukaryota, Metazoa, Arthropoda, Insecta, Hymenoptera, Agaonidae. The transcript is spliced from 6 exons. Gene Ontology annotation, molecular function: RNA binding; protein binding. The coding region runs from base 133 to 2892 and encodes 919 amino acids.
CCUUCAAACAGAUAAAUUGUAAGCUAACCGUUGAUAGUAUUAUUUUAUCUGUGAGCAAACUUAACUUCUGAUAUUUGUUUUCCAUUGAAUUGUAAUUGCAAAUAAGUCAUUAUACAAAUUUAAAUUGUCAAAAUGGAUGACAAAAUAGAAAUGAGUAUUUUUGUUGAUGAUGAAGAAAAUGAAAGAAAAUUACUUGCUGACACAUCCGAUGAUGAAGUCAAUGAAAUCAACCAAAAAGUUGAUGAUGAGAAUGAAGUGCUUAAAAGUGAUCCUGGGGAUGAAUUAGACCAAUUAAAACACAAUAAGUUAAGUGAAGAUGAUGAUAGUAAUAACAGUAACAAUAAACACGAUGAAGCAGAUGAAUCUGAAAUUCAUUUACUAGAAAAGAAACUGACACAAAAUCCUUAUGACUAUGAAUCUCAUAAAUUACUUAUAUCAAAAUUUCAUAAAAUGGGUGACCUGGAUCGAUUACGGUUUGCUAGAGAAAAUAUGAGCUCCAAAUAUCCACUGACACCUGAUCUUUGGUUAUCGUGGUUAAGAGAUGAAAUAAAACUUGCUACAACACCAGAACAAAAAUGUGCAGUUGUGGAAAUUUGUGAACGAGCAAUAACAGAUUAUCUUUCUGUUGAAGUAUGGCUAGAAUACUUACAAUUUAGUAUAGGACUUGAUACUGAAAAAGAUUCAAUAGAGAAAAUGAGAAACUUGUUUGAGCGUGCAUUAACUGCAGCUGGUUUGCAUGUUAUGAAAGGAUCUUUAAUUUGGGAUGCAUUUAGAGAAUUUGAAAGCUUUAUUGCCCUCACGAUGGAUUCGAAAGAUUCUCAAAAGAAAAAUCAAAUAAAUAGAAUAGGUAAACUUUAUCAACGACAACUGACAUGUCCACUUUUUCAUAUGGAAAAAGCAUAUGAAGAAUAUAGAAUAUGGAAAUGUGCAGAAGGUUGUGAAUAUAAUGAUGACAAAAUUGUCAAAAGUGGAUAUCAAAAAGCAAAAAUAGAAUUAAAUGCACGUAUACCAUUUGAAGAAAAACUUGAAUCUGCGCAAAAUAAAAAUGAGCAACUUGAUAUUUAUAAAGCAUAUUUGUUUCAUGAAAAACAAAUUGGUGAUCCGGGUAGAAUUACAGUUCUUUAUGAACGUGCUUUAACAGAUAUAUGUCUUGAACCUGUUUUAUGGAUAGAUUACCUACAAUUUGUAGAAUACAAUAUAAAAAUUAAUGAUAUUAUAGAUAAAAUUUAUAUGAGAGCAGUAAGAAAUAUUCCUUGGUGUGUUAAAAUCUGGCAAAAUUGGAUUAGAUUUUGUGAAAAAAAGAACACUUCAUUAAUUGAUAUUCAAAAACUAGUUGAAAAUGCUCUUACAGUAGGAUUUUCCAGUGCAGAUGAAUAUAAAAAGCUUUGGAUAACAUAUUUGGAAUACUUACGUCGAAGAGUUGAUUAUAAGUCAGAUAAUGAAAAAAACCAAUUAGAAAUUUUAAGAAAUGCAUUUAAUAGAGCUUAUGAUCAUAUAGCAUCAUUUGGUAUUGAAGGAGAUCCUACUUGUGAAAUUUUACAAUUUUGGGCGAGAUCUGAAGCAAUUCAUGCAAAUAAUAUGGAAAAAGCUCGAUGGCUGUGGACUAAUAUUAUGUCACAAGGACAUUCAGAAUCAGCUGCUAGUUGGAUAGAAUAUAUUUCAUUAGAAAAAUGCUAUGGUGAUUCAAAACAUAUACGUAAACUUUUUCAAAAGGCUUUAAUUGCUGUUAAAGAUUGGCCAGAAAGUGUAGCAAAUGCCUGGAUUAAUUUUGAACGGGAUGAAGGAACCUUAGAGCAAAUCGAAAUUUGUGAAUCAAAAAUACAAGAGCAGCUUAUUAAAAUUUCUGAAGAAAGAAAAGAGUUUGAAUUAUAUUCUACAAUGCCUAAAGAAAUAGUUAUAAAUAAAAAAACUGGUAAAAGAAAAGGAGAAGAUACUGGAAGAUGGAAGGAUUUAGGAGCUUCUACGUUUAAAAUAUCAAAACUUGAACAACUUACUAAGCCAAUGUCAAGAAAAGAUUCUAUAAACCAAAAGGUAGACGAAUCAUCUAAUGAAUUUGCAAAGAAUAUGAAAUCAAAUAUAGCUCCACUUCAAGGUUAUAAAAAAAUUAAAGAGAAAAUAGAAGAUUCAUAUAAUUUCCAUGAACUGGAUGAUCAAAUUACCAUAUUUGUUAGUAACUUAGAUUAUACAGCAACUGAAGAAGAAAUUGAAGAAGUUCUAAAGCCAGUUUGUUCUAUUAAAGUAUUUAGAAUGAUUAAAGAUUAUAAAGGGCGUAGUAAAGGAUAUGGUUACAUUCAGUUAGGUAGCUCUAAAGAAGUAGAAGAAGCUCUUAAACUUGAUAGAAUACGUUUAAAUGGUAGACCAAUGUUUAUUUCAAGGUGUGAUCCUAAUAAAACAUCAAGAAGCUCCGGAUUUAAAUAUAAAACUGUAUUAGAAAAAAAUAAACUAUUUGUGAAAGGACUACCUCUUACUACAACAAAAGAAGAAUUACAUCAAUUAUUUAAAAUUCAUGGAAAAUUAAAAGAUAUACGAAUAGUAACUUAUCGUAAUGGUCAUUCAAAAGGUUUAGCAUAUGUAGAAUUCGAAGAUAUAAACAGUGCAAGAAAAGCUUUAGUUGCAACUGAUGGAUUGAUGAUUGAAGAAAAAAUAAUAAGUGUAUCAGUAAGUCAACCCCCACAACGAAAACAAGUGUUAAAUAAUGACAAUGUUUUUUCAGUCAAAUCUCUUGGAGGUUCAUCAACAAGUAGAUCAACAUUUGGAAACCCCAAGACGGUUUUAUCACUUGUACCUCAAGUUGUAAAAAAAAACGUUGCCAGUGAUCAAAUGUUUGAUAACGGAGUUACAUUGUCUAUGAAUAAUUCAGAUUUCAAAAAUAUGCUUUGUAAUAAAAAGUAAAAUAAAUAAAAUAUGUAUAAUUUUU